Messenger RNA from Danio aesculapii, 1470 nucleotides. RefSeq names its product protein eva-1 homolog C (gene eva1aa). Gene Ontology annotation, molecular function: carbohydrate binding. Lineage: Eukaryota; Metazoa; Chordata; Actinopteri; Cypriniformes; Danionidae. The record is from RefSeq and is a predicted model, not a curated record.
CGGACAUCAGCUCGUGUCCUGCGCUCUGAUCCUCUCGGGAAUCCGCGGAUCUGAUGGGACAUUUAAGGAUGUUUUUCCCUGAUGUCUCAUAUUCACUGCUGUUGUUGGGAAUCUCGUGUCUGACCGGCUUCACCAGGACUUCGCAGGACUUCUCAGGUUAUCUAUCCCGUGUGCUGAGGAAUUACACCGAACAGGCGUGUGACGGAGAAUUCCUGACUUUUCGCUGCCCGCCCAGAACCUCCAUCACCGUCCAAUCAGCUUUCUACGGCAGAGCAGACUCCGCCCAAUCACCUCAGUGCCCCUCCCCUUACAUCAGCGCUGGAACACACAUAGUGAACGACUUCACUUCCUGUCAUGUGUCAACAUCCUUGCAGAAAAUGCUGGAUGAAUGUGAGGACAGACGGAGAUGUCAGGUUCUCGUCAACAGUCGUUUGUUUGGGACGGACCCCUGCCCGAACAUCAGCAAAUACCUCAGUGUGCGCUACAAGUGCAGGCCGAAUGAGUACAAGAGUAAGGUGGUGUGUGAAGGAGAGCGUCUGCGGUUGGGAUGUAAGACAGGGAUGCAGAUCGCGGUUUAUUCUGCCAUGUUUGGCCGCACACAGCAGGGCACGCUGGAGUGUCCUCCACACCACCAGAGGGUGCCAUCUGUCGACUGCUCGUCAGAUGUGGCUCUGCAGGUGAUGACAUCACGUUGCCAGGGGAAACGCUCCUGUGUGGUUCGCGCCUCCACUCAGGAGUUUGGAGAUCCCUGUUAUCGCGGCACCCGCAAAUACCUCAGCGUCAUACACACCUGUGUUCCAAAGAAGCUUGUGCAGGAGUCGGUUUCCAGGCAUCCAUCAUUCCCGUCUCCUCCAUCUGUGCCUCAUGACCCAAACGUGGUGGGAGACAGUGCUCCUCCUGACGGGACCCCGUCUCUGACCUCCGACUCUGCUCCAGGGAGGUCGACGCGAGGCCGGAGCUCUGGUCCAUCUUCAGAAGAAGCAGAUCGGACUGGAAAAUUGGAUCCAAACCCGACCAUUUCCAGCGUCAUCAGACCAACUAUGAGUCUCAUCAGCAGCCUGCUGGCGGCAUACACCUACAUCACAGAGCACCCAGAGCGAUGUGCGCUGUACUUCAUGUGCGGUGUGUGUGCCGGUCUGUUCCUGACGCUGUUUGCACUGGUGGUUCAGAUCUCCUGCCGUAUGGACUGUAAACCUCGUCACGGCGCUGCUAAAAGCCCGAGAGCUGUGGACUCAGACAGCGACACCACUGACUCUGAUUCAGACUGGGACACCGGCUCGGACCUGUCAGCUCGACGGCACCGGCGCUUCGAGCGAACGCUAAACACGAAUGUUUUCACAUCGGCGGAAGAGCUGGAGCGAGCGCAGAGACUGGAGGAGAGAGAGCGCAUCAUACGAGAAAUCUGGAUGAACGGACAGCCGGAUGUCCCGGGAACACGGAGCCUUAAUCGUUACUAUUAGAAGCAAUGCC